UGGCACGGCGGCUGAUCCGUGCCUAUCCCCAGCAGCUGUGACCAGCCAUCGAAGGCUUCAAGCUGAUGCCACAUUGCAAGAGCUGACUUCCGUCGGAACUGAACUUCUCAAGGCUUUGGCGUGGUGCCAUGCCAUUAUUUUAUUUUUCGUCGUAAUACUCUGGCUUGUCUCUCGCUCUACAUCUCUACUUUCUUUCGGCUCUUGUCAGUCUUGACUCUGGUCGUCCUAAGUCUUGCCGAGUCAAGGAGUCGUGAAGCCUGAACUGCUGAAGAUCUGUCUCAUCGACAUCGAGACUCCCUUUCUCCCUGCGUGACGUAAGUAUCUGAUGAUCAAACUCACCUUUCCGUGGGAUCUGACCGCCUCGUCGAGCUGAGCGGCACAGCCUGCACUGCACUGUACUGCAGAGUCUGAGGUCGACUCAUACCGCACAGAAAUGGCCAUUGCAUUCCGUAGUGCCAGUGGAUGGUCGUAGCUGAGUGUGAUUUUCUGAAUGACUAUGUCACGAUCAUUCAUCAAUCAAUCAUCCGUCGACAUGGCCAAGAUGGUCAAGUCAUUCAUCAGGCCUGUCGUAGGCAUAGUGACCAGGUGACUGUGAUUAUAUUCUUCAAAUAAAGCGCCCGCGUGCAUCUCAACAUCGGCUCAACUGCACGACUUCUCUCCGUUUCAUGUCAAGAGCGCGCUGAUUUCAGAACAAAAAACGACAUCGGGAGCGCGUGUUUGUGUGUUGACUGUUGUGGUGUUCCCCCGCAGUGCAAGCGUAGCUGGGAACUGUUUGGUUUGUUCGUUCCUUCAGCGCCUGGCCGUGCUAUGGAGGAGGAAGAACAAGACGAGGAGCCUGUCUUCACCGUGGAGAGGAUCCUCAGCACUCGAUUGCGUAAGCGUGGGCGACAGUAUCUUGUCAAAUGGGAGGGGUACAGUUCCAAAUACAAUUCCUGGGAGCCGGAGGAGCACAUUCUCGAUGACUUGCUCAUCGAAGAAUACUUCACUGAGCGAGCUGCCCAGCAAAAACGGGUGGCUGCCAUGCAUCGACGCUCGGAUGCUGUUGAUAAUGUGCUGGAGGGUUCAGAGCAAGAAAGUGUGGAGCAGUCGCCUUCAAACGUGAGCAACGUCACAGACGGAAAGGCGCCUGCUGCCCAGGAUGAGGACGGGGAGAGUAACGAGGAGGAGACUGAGGAGGCGCUAGACUGUCUAGGUGAGAGCGCAGAGACUACGUCCAUACAAGAUGCACCACAGGAGGCUGCGAUCACGCAGCUGCAAAGCGAGCAUCCGCACAUAGUCACCUCCAUCGCUCCCCCAGCUUUAGAAGAGUUAUCACUGCCCGGCCUUCCCACACCUCCGUCGCAAGCCGAGCAUUCACUCGGCGAGAUCAUGGACGAAGAAGCAGCGGACGAUGGAGACGUGCCAGAACUGAAAGCCGCUCCGUGGCUCAAGGAGACGUUUCGCCUGCCCAGCCGGCUGGCAGCGUCCGCCGAAAGCCAACUCGUCGCCUCGGGCUAUCUUGAGGACGGUGAUUCUGAGGACGGUGGCGACACAGCCAGGCCUCACAGGACCCAGGGACAGGCGACGUCAGCGAUCGACGCGGGUAGCUGUAAACGCGUCGCGCAGCCCAUUGCCAGUGCGAUGGCGUCCCGGCCGCUCUCCACCAGCCAGCAUCGCAAGUACGGACAGUCGUCGUCGCGCUACUGGGGCGCUCAUCGUGUCCUGCGCAGCUACCAGCCGGCGGAUGCCGGCGGCGGCGAAGGGGACAGUAAAGACCCCGGCGGCGAGAUGACGGGUGAAGAUUGCGGCAUAUCGUCCCGCUGCUCCACACCGCUGUCGCACACCAGCCGUGCGUCGUCGCAAAAAGGCAGUCCCGUGCAGGCGAGAACGGAGCGAACGGUGGCGGGAGUGAGUAGCGCCGCUUCGACUAGCUCUGCGGCGUCGCCCGUCGACCGAAUCCUCGCCAACCAUCCGGAGUUUGGCGGCUGGAAGUGCCAGCGUGCUGCCCCUCGCCCACCCAGUACCACCAGCAACCCAAGUCCCGCUGGGAGCGGUGGCAGUGUCGGCGGCAAGCCCUUGGAACCGUCGCUUCCGGUCGCGGCCGCUUCUCGCGGCAAGUGUAGACGCUCUACGCCGCUCAGUGACGACCAGGCGGAUGAGAAGGUAUCGGCUGCUUCGUCCAGCCUGCCUGUUCGAAAGCGGAGAAGAAAGGACAGUGCCGUUGGAACCGAGGAUGUGUUUCAGAGUCCCUCGCCGGGUGUUGCAGCAGCCUUCAGUGUCAGUGGCCGUUCAUCAGCCAGCAACGUCUCGGCCACGCUUAGGUCUACCCCGCCUAUUGCGUUCAAAUCCGUCGGUGCAGUAAUGAAUGCUGCGAAGACGUUAGCAGGUGAUAGGCACGUUGCCAGGAACUUGUUUACACCGCCAAAUGCAAGCCGUGAGCAAACGGGCCGUGGCUCGUUGCCAGGCGACAGGAGUGCCGGUGCAGCGGUAGCUCCGGAAGCUGAGAACCUUCUCGAUGCCCUGUCCAUCCUGUGCCCAGUGUCCAGAGGUGAGGAGAGAUGCAGAACGCGUGCCAGAGGGAAAGGAAGCAAUUGUGACGAGCCCUCGUUGAUCAUCACCGCUCCCAGCCUGCAAGCCAGCUCGGCGUUGUCCGGCACGCGCAGGCGCAAAGGCAAGGAUCGGACCACCGGUGCUCGUGUCGACACGCCCGUAGACAGCUUUGCUGAGUUAGCCGAGCCUGUCGUGAUCCAGGGCACAUGGAGUCCACAGGCAACAGUGGACUCCGGCCCCAGAGCGGAGGUAUGCGAAAUCGAGUCGCACGUAUCCGACGCGUCCGACAGCCGUUCCUCGACGUCUUCAAGCUCGGUGCGAGUGACAUCUGAGAGUCUGGUGGGGCUCGCCGCUGCCGGUCUGUUGGCCGCAGGUACCAGCACUUCUCCUGGCAGCUCGCCCGGCGUCCCACGCAAGACUCCACCGUCACCGAAUCAGAACACAGACGCGCUAUCCGGCUGCAAGGCACCCACUUCGACGACCAGUCAAAGUUCUUUCACAGCUCUAGAGCAAUCUUCUGCUGUCAGUCUGCGUAAUCUGUCUGCACCUUUAGCAACAGCAGAUGCAUUGGCAACGGUAGCGGCGGGAACUAGACUUACGUCGUCGUCGUCGUCGUCGUCAAAUGCAUCGCAUGCCGUCGAACCGGCCACAACAGCGAAACCUGCAACAAGUGUAGCAUUGCUGAUGACAACAGUUGCUAUGGCAGCACAGCAGUCGGUGGAUACGCCCGUGUCGGCCCGCGAAGAUGCUGCCGACGGGGCGAUGGCGAGAUUGAGACUGCCGCCUUCCCUGCUGGGCGCUUCGGAGCACGUACAGCACGAGUCGAGAACAGCCGCGCAGGCUCAAUCACCAGCAACAACCCUCGCCGAUCCACCUUCACAAACUGCCAACGGAACUGCUGGUGGCGCGCAAUGCCCGACAGCAUCUGCACCACAACCUGCAACAGCAGCAGCAGCAGCAGUAAGACUAGCAGCGAAUGCAUCAUCAGCACCAGCAGCAUCAGAAGCGGGAGCGGCGAGAGCGGCCACAGUACCGCCAUCGUCGUCAUCAGGAGCGCGAGCAGCGGAUGCGGAAGUGGCUGCAGUCCUGGCAGCGUCCAGUGUGCCCGUGUCGUUGACAUCAGCUGGCAGCAAGAAGGCACUGCCCCGCAACGUUUCACCUAGUGUCCUCAAGCUGGUGUCAGUGGCACUGACAGAAGCGGGAGCGGCGAGAGCGGCCACAGUACCGCCAUCGUCGUCACCAGGAGCGCGAGCAGCGGAUGCGGAAGUGGCUGCAGUCCCGGCAGCGUCCAGUGUGCCCGUGUCGUUGACAUCAGCUGGCAGCAAGAAGGCACUGCCUCGCAACGUUUCACCUAGUGUUCUCAAGCUGGUGUCUGUGGCACUGACGACAACCGGGCAGCAAGCGCUUGCCUUUGAGAGCUCUUCCAGCUUGGCAGGCUCACAGUGUACCGCAGCAACCGGCGUGUGUACUUCCGAUGCAGCACGCACAUCUGCGACUGCGAGUACUGGCAGUGAUUGCCGUGCAGCGCUGGAGUGCACGAGUAGCGUAUACUCGUCUGUCUCCACCACCUCUGCCACCACCUCCUCCUCCACCACUACCCACAGUACACCAGCAAGCACUGCACAGUCUGCACGCUCGCCUCCAGCACUACUGCCACUGCUCACGUCCACGGCGAGUAUGUCGCUACGGCAACUGGCCUCCAGGAGCGUGCCGUCAGCAGGCACCGAGAGUCAACUGACAAUGUCUCCGCCGAUGUUAGCAACUUCAUCGCCGGACAUGGGGCUCACGACGACCGCAGCGUCCGCAGACCUGCACCAGCAAACUGGCACGGGAUCUGUUGCCACGACAACCACACGCACCACGGCGACGGCGUCAACCCGCCCUGCACAUGCCGUUUCGGUUAUCGAUUUGACGGACUGUGUGGACGAUGAUGAUGAUGAUGAUGGUGAUGAUGAUGUCGCUACGAAGGAAGGGCCCACCGCAAGCAGAAUGGCGAGCUCAACGUUACCUACGAAGGGUGCUUCUUCAAGCAGACCGCUUGGUGAGGCGUCCGUUCCGCUUGCUGGUUUGUCUUCGUCGCCUCCUCUUCUUCCUGCUGUGAUGAGGACGCGCAGUUGUACACAAACUGCGUCGGGUCACCCGGCAAGGAGUGCGUCGGAGCAGAGCACGGAGGUUGUGUGGUCGUCGCAACACCAGACCCAGCGCGGUGGACCAUCUCAUCCAACGCCUGCACAGUCGCUGCCACAGCCACGCCUGCCGCAUCCUCUACUGCACCCACGCGCCAUGCUGGCUGCCUCCAUUCUGCCGCAAGCGCUGCGCUUUAUAUCUGCGCCGAACCUGCUCCAGCACAGACUGCAGCUAGUGCAGCAGCAACUGCAUCAGCUACAGCAAGUGCAGCAGCCGCAUCCACAUCAACAGAUAUUCCUGCUACACCUUCAGCAACAGCAGCAGAUUUUACAGCAGCAGCUACAGCAGUGGCAGCAGCAGCAACAGCAGCCUCAGCCUCAGCUUCAGCAGCACCAGUCACCCCAGCAGACCCAGUUACUGCAACAGCAGCAGCAACAACAGUUUCAGCAGUUGUCACAGCAGCAGCAGCAGCAGCAGCAGCAGCAGCAGCAGCAGCAACACCAAGCACGUCCCCGUCCCCUUCUCGGCUACGUCCAUCAUCCGCUGGGUUGGACUCAGCCCCGUGGGGUUGCAGUUCUAGGCGGCUUUGCGCAGGCGACUCCUGCACCCAUGGGUACGUAUGUGCCACCCAGACCGACACGCCCUGGGCCCGGCCCUGCACUUUCCCAGCAGCCCCUGCUGCACACACCGCUGAGUCCGCCACCAAAUCAGCGCGAACCCCUGUCCAUACGGCCGCGUGAUGCCAGCAACUCUGAUGAACUCGCGUCGCCUAGCACGCCGGAGAACGGAACGCAUGCGGCUGUCCAUGGCUGGCGGCGACCCCUACCAUUGCUGUUACGUCCAGGUGGCGCAUCGUUUGUGUCCUCGCGAGCACAGUACACAAACAAUGCUCUGACCGGUAGCCCACAAGGCAGCAGCAGUCUUGGUACGGAUGCUCCGACCUCGAGCACUGCCUCUAGUUCCAGUGGUAAUGCUACUAGUACUGGGUGCACUUCCGACACAUCUAGUGCUGCGGUUCACUCCAGACGUUCCUCCACCCUCGAACGUGGAUUUUCCGCUGCUACCGUAACCAAGGUGACAAUAUCCGGUGUCGGCAAGGACAAUUCCACUGCCAGUUCUGUUUCCGGACCGGCAGCUCCCGCUCGUCUGCCAGUGGCCGACGGAGUGGCAAGCUUUGCAGCUUCGUCUUCUCGCGGCAUUACGACCACCGCUGGUGUCGCUGCAGAGUCUGCUACCACUGGCACUGGUGCUUCAGCUUCUGUUGUUUCUGUUAACCAUGGUGAGGCGAAUACCUCGUCAUCACGGCGAAGCCUUAGUAGAGUACGUGCCGGGGCUGACGCUGAGAGCAAGACUGAAGCUGCUCGGGAAGAUGCUGCCGAAGCCGCGGCCGCCACCUCACUGUCGUUGCCCAAGCUGCCGCCUUUAAUGAACGUGUCUGAGUAUCUGCAGGAGCUGCGACGAACCAAGACUGAUCCGGCCAGGAUUGAUCCGGUCAGGAUUGAUCUGACUGCUACAGCAGCGGCAACAGCCAGUGGUGACGGUGGCACCGGUAACCAUGGUGAUGGAGAUGAAGUAGCGCCGACGUGCACACGCGCGUCCACGGCUGCACCCAUUGCGGUAUCGUCGGCGUCGGCAAUCGUAGCGUCAGUAGUCCUGUCCGCGUCGGCUGAUCGUGAUUCCGAAUCUACCGCUGCGGCAUCGACUGCCCAAGCUUCUCAAGCUUGCAUCAGCCUGACAGGCACAACUGUGACUUCUGACAGUGGUGGUGACAUGCCUCCGAUGACCGUCCAGCAAUCAAGUAGUCGAGAUCAACAGCCAGCUGCUCGUGUAUCGAGAGAGAAAGCGCCGGUGAGCAAGCCAGGCUCGGCUGUACCGGAGCGGACUGCCGCCGCUCUCCAGCCCAUGUCCACAAACAGCAACACAUGCUCAGCUACUACCGAGCCCAUAGGUAUUGUUGACUCCGGUCACAGGCCAGUCGUCGCCGAUCAGGUUUUGGCUGAGCUGCUCAGCAUGUUGCCAUUGGCUACUCGUAGAAAGCUGUAUUCAACGGCGCAGCACACUGCAGCACGUUCCCAGCUCGCCGCCCUACUGACGGAUGUGCGGUGCCUCGCCGCUCCGAGCGGUCCGUUUGACGACGCAGACGCGGCCAACCUGCGGCAGCUGGCCACGGUUGCCGAGAAGAAGCUGGGGCGAUGUGCGUCUGCGGACGAGUGGCGUAGAGCGUGUGCCCUGCACGUGACUGACGUAGAGUACAAGAGCAUCGUUAGUAGGUUGUGCGAUGGGAGCGCUUCGUCCGCACCGCAGAGCACCCGUGCGGAGACGACAACGAGUUUUGGAAUGCCGCCACCGACGGCACUCGGUCACUGGUACGCCAAAGCACCCACUCAUCGCAGCGGCAGCAGCAACGCUAACACGCCACAGGGUAAGCUGGACGCGGCGAUAGAACCGCCCGCGGACCAUGGUGUGGCAGACGCGGCGAUGGAACCGCUCACAGACCCGCCCUCAGACCCUGCUGUAGCAGACUCGGCAGUCGGUGAGUCCAUUGCCGAUGGUUGCUUGUGCUCGCACGCCUCGGAGAAGUCCUCGAGUUCGCUGUGUGCUGUGCCCUCACCACCGCCACCACCACCAGCACCCCUGCUGCUUGUCUGUUCGGAGCAGACUGACUGUUGGAACGCCAAUCCUGAGAACCUGGCAGUAUCCGACUGUUCAGAACCAUUGCUUGACUUUGAGGACGAUUCUCUAACUCCGUGCUCGGACGACGAUAAGCAAGUCGGGGGGACGGUUAAGGGCAAGGACCCCAGUUGUCGUUCCUCUCCUUUAAGAGCGACGUCUCCUGCUGUUGGAGCGCAGCAUUGUGCGUCGCAGUCAGACGUGCACCACCCAGCUGAUGGGAAGGCCACGAAUCCGGCAAGUCCGACAAAGGCGCAGCUGCUGCAGCUCAUGAAUACUCAGUACCCUGGGAAAGAGCGGAAGACGAAGAAAGACAAAGACGUCUUGCCAACGAAGACAGCUAUGCCGGUGGAAGAUGGUCCGGAGCGCGUUGCAGACGUCUUGCCAACGAAGACAGCUAUGCCGGCGGAAGAUGGUCCGGAGCACGUUGCAGACGUCUUGCCAACGAAGACAGCUAUGCCGGCGGAAGAUGGUCCGGAGCACGUUGCAGACGUCUUGCCAACGAAGACAGCUAUGCCGGCGGAAGAUGGUCCGGAGCACGUUGCAGACGUCUUGCCAACGAAGACAGCUAUGCCGGCGGAAGAUGGUCCGGAGCACGUUGCAGACCUCUUGCCAACGAAGACAGCUAUGCCAGCGGAAGAUGGUCCGGAGCACGUUGCAGCGACCGAGGAUAGCAAGCAGGAUGAUGUCCCGGAGCACGUUGCAGCGACCGAGGAUAGCAAGCAGGAUGAUGGCCCGGACCACGUUGCAGCGACCGAGGAUAGCAAGCAGGAUGAUGGCCCGGAGCACGUUGCAGCGACCGAGGAUAGCAAGCAGGAUGAUGGCGCGGAUGUUCAUGAAGCCCCGCAUGCUCAAGAAGCUAGUGCUUUGCUGCCAGGCGUAGGGCACGAGUCCUGGGGAAAUGCUGCCGCCGCCGCCGCAGUGGAUGACAAGCCACCGCGGACACCGCACCUCGACGACAAAUCUAGCCGGGGUGGAUCGGCAGUGACGUGGCACACACCCCUGUACUGUCGGAGAACUGGUCCACUGCCGCCCAACGCCGUUGAUAGCGGCGGCGAGGGCCCGGGCGGUGGACCGUUGCCGACCAUGUCUGUGCCCGCACCUGUACCUGUUCCCGUACCUGUGCGAAGGCAGCGUCAGCGACGCUCCUUCUCCCAACGCGGUGAUUGCAGGCCACGCUACAAGCGGCGUCGGAUUGCGCGGGUCAAGUCUUCGGUUGUGGAGCUCAACGGUAUGUGCGUGGUGGUACGCCGUCGCCUAGGUGACGACGGCUUCUUCUGCGAGUGGGAGCCGCAGCGCGUUCCCGAUGGUUUGGAGAGCUGAUCGCGUUCUCCGCGGCAUCGCAUUGCCUCCUCUCUAUCUCUCUCUUUCUCUCUCUCACACACACACACACACACACACACACACACACACACACACACACACACACACACACACACACACAUGGACAUUGUGACCUGAAAUCACCCGAGCCCAUUCCUUUAUCACCCGAAAUCACCAGAGUUCCUUCUCCAACAUGGCAACAGGUCUACGUUAUCAGUGGUCUAGCAAACGGCGGACGUUCCAGCGGUGUGCUCGUAUGUGCACGACAGCGUGCUGCCCAGGCACUGUGCAGCUUCCGCUUAUGCCGCCAGCGGACUGCGUUAACUUAACUAGGCGUUUGCUGGGCUUCGAGCAUAUGAGCAGGACAGGACGGCACUGUGAGAUCCAAGGUGGGUUGCGCCAAGCCUCCACUUCUCGUCGUGUACGGCCAUGCCACCAACCUUUGCUUUACACUCUGCAUUCCUGUGUGCCUAGUCUCUCCCUUUUUUUUACACUCUGCACGCACGUGUGCCUCAUCUCUCCUUUUUUACACUAGGCACGUGUGUCUGUGUCUCAUCUCUCCCUUUUUUUUGUUGUCUUUUCUUCUAGCCGGCCUAGGAUUAGCAGUAGUAUUGGUGGUAGUAGUAGAAGUAGCAGUGUUUUAUAGUGUGAGAAUGUUUAGAGCGUGUAGCACUAGUAGAGCGCGUUUGUUAGUCUUUGCUUGUUUUGGUCGCUCGGGCAGGCUUGAUCUUGAUCCGCUAGUAUUUCCUUUCCGCAUUGGUUUUUAUCGCAUGUCCUUGAAUUAAAAAAAUCAUGAUAUUAUACGCGUAUGCGUUGCUCUUGACACAGCUGUACUGUCUGCAUACAUGGAAUCCUGCACCGGCCCACGGAGGGUGUUGAGUUUUCCCGGCAUUCUAUUGCAGUAUGAUACUAUCGCCAUUGAAAAGUUUACCUUAUAAAACAGAUUGAGUAAUCCGGUUAACGUUCCACGGCUUCUCCUGACGAAUCCCAAAGGUUUUGAACGUUUGUUUUCUUGCGUUUAUAGAACACCUACUAUCAUCACUGUUCAAUUAUAUAAUUAUUUCUUUUUAAGCUCAAACCAAACCCUGGCUUUACGUUCACUCAGGUUUCUUUCAGCGCAAUUUCGUUCGGUCGAAAGCACGUAUUAUAGUUCGCUGUCUGCCGCACCCCAGCAGUGUUAUCGAUGUAUGUGUGCUUCUUUUUAUCCCGUUUUAUCUUUGUUAUUCUCAAUCUAGGAGUCAUCAUGGCUGUUAAUAAUUACCACUCGAGAGAAGACUGUAAACUCAGUCUUGUUAUCAGCAAACUGAAUUACAUUACCAAUACGUUAUACUCAACUUAUAGCAAAGGAAAAGGAGCGAGAACACGGCAAGCUACUUGCAUGGGAGAAAAGGCUAACUCACUUCACAAACUACAAAACAAAUCUCAUCCUUUCACACGCAGUGAAAGAGCUUAAAAAAAAAGUGAAAAGCAAGUGCAUUUUUGUAGGGCCGGCUGCACACGCAGCCUACGCUAGCUGCAGCGCUG
This is a messenger RNA of Sycon ciliatum, 10173 nucleotides long. Its product is annotated as PHD finger protein rhinoceros-like. The transcript is spliced from 5 exons. Gene Ontology annotation, molecular function: RNA binding. Gene Ontology annotation, cellular component: TRAMP complex. NCBI's taxonomy places the organism in Eukaryota, Metazoa, Porifera, Calcarea, Leucosolenida, Sycettidae. Gene Ontology annotation, biological process: nuclear polyadenylation-dependent snoRNA catabolic process; nuclear polyadenylation-dependent snRNA catabolic process; nuclear mRNA surveillance of mRNA 3'-end processing. The record is from RefSeq and is a predicted model, not a curated record. Bases 808 to 8649 code for a protein of 2613 amino acids.